This is a messenger RNA of Nerophis lumbriciformis (worm pipefish), 1323 nucleotides long. NCBI's taxonomy places the organism in Eukaryota, Metazoa, Chordata, Actinopteri, Syngnathiformes, Syngnathidae. The record is from RefSeq and is a predicted model, not a curated record.
AUGAGCUGCAGCUACCUUCUGUGCACCAUCCUUCUCUUUGUGGCCGUCCUGCUGGCCGUCACGGUGACGGGCACCAUCCUCUUCAUGAACCACAACCGGGCGCCGCCCAUGUCGGAUGGGGUGCCGCACAUCUCCACCAACCAGGACGAGGCUAACGCCUUGGUGACGGUGGAGCGCGGCGAUGGUUCCCGCGUCAACAUCUUCAUUGACCCCAACUGCCCAGACUACAGCGGCAAUUUUUUGCGACUGGAAGGCGUGCAAACCUCGCUUCUGCACUCGCUCACUGACCACGACUCGGACCUCAAGUCGGUCAAAGGUCAGGAUCGCGCGCUGCUGGUCAGCCUGGCGGAGGAAGUAGCCAAGCUGUCCGCCCACGCGGGACAACUCAAGAUGGACUACGAGGCUCUACGCCGGGGGCAGGGGAGCCUGGGGCAAGAUCUCAACACGCUGCAAUCGGAGCAGGCACGCCUCAUACAGCUGCUGUCAGACAGUCAGGUAAACAUGGUGAAGGUGGUCAACUCGGUCAGCGACGCUCUCAAUGCCAUGCAGAAGGAGAACGUGGGCCUCAAAGCGCGCACCAAGGCCGACCUCCAGAGGGCGCCGGCCAGGGGCGCCCGCUUCAAAGGCUGCGCCAACGGUAAAGGCUCGCGUCCGCGCGAUUGCGGCGAUUUGUACGCCAGCGGCCAACGAGAGGAUGGUAUCUACUCCGUGUUCCCCGUCCACCACCCCACCGGCUUCCAGGUCUACUGCGACAUGACUACGGACGGAGGCGGCUGGACGGUGAUCCAGCGCAGAGAGGACGGCUCAGUGAGCUUCUUCCGGGCCUGGGAGUCCUACCGAGAGGGAUUCGGGAAAAUCACUGGCGAACACUGGCUCGGGCUGAAGCAGAUCCACGCCCUGUCCAUUCAAGGUAACUACGAGCUGCGUAUUGACUUGGAGGACUUUGAGAACGGAACGGCUUACGCCCAGUACGGCACCUUCGGCGUAGGACUCUUCUCCGUUGACCCCGAUGAUGACGGCUACCCGCUGACAGUUGGAGACUACUCGGGAAACGCAGGCGACUCUCUUCUCAAGCACAACGGCAUGAAGUUCACCACCAAGGACCGCGACAACGACCACUCUGAGAACAACUGCGCCUCCUUCUACCACGGCGCCUGGUGGUACCGCAACUGUCACACGUCCAACCUCAACGGCCAGUACCUGCGCGGCCAGCACACGUCCUACGCCGACGGCAUCGAGUGGUCGGCGUGGACCGGCUGGCAGUACUCGCUCAAGUUCUCCGAGAUGAAGAUACGGCCUACGCGUGACCUGGAGAGCAAAUAA